Messenger RNA from Lodderomyces orthopsilosis Co 90-125, 1437 nucleotides. It is a transcript of the gene FGR3, whose product is annotated as Fgr3p. NCBI's taxonomy places the organism in Eukaryota, Fungi, Ascomycota, Pichiomycetes, Serinales, Debaryomycetaceae. The coding region runs from base 1 to 1437 and encodes 478 amino acids. The record is from RefSeq and is a predicted model, not a curated record. Gene Ontology annotation, molecular function: SUMO ligase activity; zinc ion binding. Gene Ontology annotation, biological process: protein sumoylation. The transcript has a single exon.
AUGCCCAGGCUAAAGUCCGUUCGUGGCCCCAAGCGGUUAAGUAAAAAUGUUAUUAUUGCACAAGAAUAUCAUAGACAGAAUGUGAACAAGUUAUUGAUAACUAUUAAGUUGCCGCUGGAUAAAUUAAAGAGUGUCGACAACAACCCGACCCCAUACAUGUCAAACGAUAUUCUCCGCUCACUACCUUUACCAGGGGUGGUAUCAGAUGCCACCAACAAUCAGCAAAUUCAAGAAUUACCAGACUUGCUGAAUAUAUUCGAUUUUGAUGUAGGGGAGUUUGAUGAAUUAGAAACGGAGUUGAACCGAGCUUUGAACCAGCCUCAAACGGAGCGACGAAGAAGCAGUGAAAAUAGAGGCUUGGAUAUAAUCGAAGCACUAAAAGCAAGCCCAAGAAGGAGAGACCUGAGUAGUGGAAAGAGUGAAAAUUUGAGUGCUCUACCAAGUAAACCACCAUUGCAACCUGUAACACCGACCCGGCGAAGAAAGACUACAAAAUGCAACCCGCCCCUGUCAACGAGACAAGCUGCAAAUUACAAAUCUGUACCAGCAAAUAUAGCUCCGAUUUUACAAUCAGAACUACCAGGAUUCCAAGAUGAAGAUGACGAUGGGAUAAAGAUAGAAUCAAUGAUUUUCUCAUUAAAGGAUCCAUUGGGUGGUAGUAAGAUAAAACUACCUGUCAGGUCGAGGUUUUGCUUGCAUUUUGAGUGUUUUGAUUAUGAAAAUUUCUGCCUUUUCUAUAAAAUUCCGAAAUCUAUCAAGGAUAUAACACGGAAGAAUUUGAUACAACACAACUUCGAUGAGUUGGCAAGAAGAAAGAAUAGUUCACAAUCAUCUUCUCAAGGUUCGCAGAAACAAAGCGGUCGACAGGCCACGUACCAACAGAUAAUACCAUACCAAGCGAACUUUGGUUCUGAUUAUAAUUCACCGCUGGUUAUUCAACAACUUAAACUUUCCCCAUAUGUCAAGAUUGUUGACAACCCAUUACCGGGAGAUAAUUACACAUCGAGUUUUAUUGCACCAGGAUACCAAAGUUGUCCAUUUUACUCCUGUCCUAUUUGUAGUACAAAGUUUCCACUAAAUGCAUUGCUAAUUAGCGAUGCGUUCAACUACUUUGUGAGGAUUACCUCUCCGCUGGCGGAAGGGAUAGAAUUGGUUGGACUGGAAAAGUAUCGAUCUAUGGGAGAAACCGAAACCAAUUCAAGUGGAAGAAGCGCGGCAGCUACUAACGAUGAACAUGUAUUAAUGAUAAGCUCCGAUGACGAAGAAGACGAGAAGGAACAUCAGGAAUCAGCAACCAAGCAGAAAAUGAAACUUGGAAAUUUCAUCAAUCGCCCAGUUCCUCCCGACAAAUUUGAACCGGUAUCAAACGUAACAAAUUAUGACCCGAACUCAGACGACCACGGACUUAGUCGCGAUGAUCCGAUUAUUUUGGACUGA